GUUGUUAAAUGGUAUCAUUACAACUGAACACACUGACCGUCGUCUGCAGUAUUUUAAAUGGCAACUUUUGGGUACAGUGUAUUGUACUUACAGUUUAUAUCACUGUAUACAAGAGUGACCAAGAGGUGUAUAGUUAAGCAAGAUGGUGAAGGAAGGGACGGUGACUCUGGCAUCACCUGGAACUCCUGAGGCUUUGCCAAUCUUAAAAGAGUUUCUUAACCAAAGGACUCAUGCACAAACAGGAAAUGAUCCCCCUCCCAGUGAAGAAGAUGUCCACCUUCACAUGCCAGAGUACUUCACUGGCUAUCACAGUCUCAGUGAGAAGAUCCACAGCCGUAUUGAGUCUAAUGACAAAUUUUUUUCACUAGAAUUCUUUCCUCCAAGGACAAAGGGUGGUGCAGUCAACCUCUUGGCCAGAUUUGACCGCAUGCGUGAGGGUGACCCACUUUUCUGUGAUGUCACGUGGCACCCGGCUGGUAACCCAGGUGGAGAAACAGAAACCUCAUCCUUAACAAUAGCAGGUGCUGCUCUGAACUACUCUGGGCUGGAGACAAUGCUGCAUAUGACCUGCUGCAACAUGACCAAGACAGAGAUCUCCAUACAUCUACAGAGAGCCAAGGAUAUUGGUAUCCGUAACAUUCUGGCACUGAGAGGAGAUGCUCCAAGUGGUUCAGAAGAUUGGGUUCCACCUAAGGAUGGGUUCAACUAUGCUACAGACUUGGUGAAAUACAUCAGAAAGGAGUUUGGGAACUAUUUUGUCAUCUGUGUUGCCGGCUACCCCAUGGGUCAUCCUGAGGCCACAUCAUAUGAGGAUGAUCUAAAGUACCUCAAGGAAAAGGUAGAUGCUGGUGCUGACUUCAUCAUCACACAGCUGUUUUUCAAGGCUGAGACUUUCAUAACAUUUGUUAAUGACUGUCGAGCAUUAGGCAUAUUUUGCCCCAUAAUUCCUGGCAUCAUGCCCAUUCAGAGCUAUGACUCUUUGCGGCACAUCGUCAAACUCUCCAAACUAGACGUACCACAAGACGUUAUGGACAUUGUGGCUCCUUUAAAGGACAAUGAUGAAGCCAUCAGAAAUUAUGGAAUUCAUCAGAUAUGUACACUGAUCAGAAAGCUGUUUGAGGCAGAUAUGGCUCCUGGGGUACACUUUUACACUUUAAACAGAGAGGUAUCAACUACAGCCGUUUUGAAGCAGCUGGGGCUAUGGGCUGCUGCACCCAGACGACCACUACCAUGGAAAAUGGCUGCUAAUCACAAGAGGAGUGGAGAGGAUGUGCGACCCAUUUUCUGGGCUUCUCGACCCAAGGCAUAUGUGUACAGAACUCAACACUGGGAUGAGUUCCCUAAUGGAAGAUGGGGUAGCUCUGAGUCACCUGCAUUUGGAGAAUUGAAAGAUUACUACCUCUUUUACCUCAAGAGCAAAAGCUCCAAGGAACAAUUAUUAGCAAUGUGGGGAGAAUCUCUUGAGAGUGAACAAGAUGUAUGGGAUGUGUUCCAUGCCUAUCUUACUGGCUCCUUCAACAAGACUGGUCAGAAAGUUACCAAGGUGCCGUGGAAUGAUGAUGAACUCAGUGCCGAGACUGCGCUGGUCAGAGACAAACUGGCAGAUUUCAACAAACGUGGAGUCCUUUCCAUUAACUCACAGCCUAAUGUUAAUGGAGCCAGCAGUGAAGAUCCAGUGGUAGGGUGGGGUAUGCCAGGCGGCUAUGUGUACCAGAAGGCCUACUUGGAGUUCUUUACUUGUCGUGAGAAUGUUAGCGCCCUCAUGAAUGUUCUGCCACUCUUCCCAAGAAUCAACUAUCAUAUUAUAAACUCUGAUGGAUCUGCCGAUUACAGUAACUGCCACAAGCACCGGCCAAUUGCUGUGACUUGGGGCGCAUUCCCGGGUACUGAGAUUAUACAGCCAACCAUAGUGGACCCGCUCAGCUUUAAAGCAUGGAAGGAUGAAGCAUUUGGCCUUUGGGAAGAACAGUGGGGUAAACUCUACCCUGAAAAUAGUAGAUCACAAGAAAUUAUUAAGCACAUUACCAAUAACUACUACCUCGUGAAUUUAGUGGACAAUGACUACCCAAAGGAAUCCUGCCUCUGGGAUGUGUUGGAGGCCAUGUUCACCUGGAGGAAACUCCAGGAGGAGAGAUCACAAGAGCAGAAAGAAACGGAUGAUUCAUGUGUUGUUUCUCAGUGAACCACCUUAAAGUAAAUAUUUUUUUUUAAACUUACUGUUUUACAUUGACUUUGAUUACCUAAAAAAAAAUAAUAUAAUAAUAAUAAUUUAUAGAUUGUUAUGAGUGUCCUGAAAGCUAGCCGAGUGUAGUUACUAAAGACUAAGCCAGUCUAUGAUUUGGGAAAUACAGUACUGUACUGUACUGUACUGUAGUGUAGGGUACUGCAGUGUAUUGUAGUGUACUGUAGUGUACUGUCGUAAAACAUAGGAUCCUAUUUAGAAUAUUAUAAUGUUACUGUAUAUGUUUUUAGGUGAGAUUUAGAAAAUGCUUUAAUUAGAUUUUUUUGAAAAAGUAGAAUAGAAAAUAGCGUGAUGAAUGUAAAGUAUUUUGGACUGUAUCACAUUGUGUUAACAAUAGUUUUAGUUUUGAGGACUUGAGGGUCUCUACCACUUUGACAAAAUUGUUAUUAUAGGUUUUAUAUUUAAAUGUUAUUUAUUAAAAGCUGAAGCUGUUAACUCAAUCAGAGCCUUUAUUUUAAUAAAAGGUGAACUAA
Molecule: messenger RNA, 2715 nt
Organism: Homarus americanus (American lobster)
Lineage: Eukaryota; Metazoa; Arthropoda; Malacostraca; Decapoda; Nephropidae
Product: methylenetetrahydrofolate reductase-like
Exons: 14
Coding region: 143-2182 (679 amino acids)
Biological process (GO): tetrahydrofolate interconversion
Cellular component (GO): cytosol
Molecular function (GO): methylenetetrahydrofolate reductase [NAD(P)H] activity; FAD binding
Source: RefSeq, a predicted model, not a curated record